CCAGAUUAUCGUCAGAUCGGUCGAAUCCUCUAGCUGAAUUGGUCAUCAAGACUUUCUUCUGGUGCUGAGGCUUGACCCUGCACAUUUCGGCUUCAUAUUUAAUAUCCCUGGAAACUUUUAGUUGGGCUCAAACUUUAACCGCUUGGCAUAUUUCCACCACGAAUCCAACAUAUCAACGAAAAGUGGUUCAUCCUGAAACCCAACACGGAUGCCGUGCUACCUCGACGCAUCUUAGUCUCAAGACAUACUCCAUUUCCAUGCAGAUAAUACCGUCGUAUCCUGCCUUCGCGAACCAACACAGCAUGUCUGUGACUUCUAAAUUUGUCUCGGAUGCUUCUGUCCAGGAACAGGCCAGCAUUUGCAAGUCAGGAGCAGACUCGACAGUACGACCUGUUGCAGAGCAGCAGGACACAGAUCCGUCUGUGCACGCAGUCUCCUCCAAGAUCUUGGAUAUCAUCUUCGAAUAUGCCUUGAACAAAUUCAGUGACAGCAAAGAAAGGCUUGAGGCUGGUAGGCCGAAAUUUUUGUCCGUCGUGGGCAAGUUCGUGACUGCUAGUACGAGAGUUGAGAUGUGCCUACCAGCAUUUCCUUUCAAAUCAGCAAACAAAGCCUACAAGGUUUUUGGCAUAUUACCCGACAAAGCGGAGGAGAUUGCUUUAGAUCGGCUCAAUACUAUGUGUAUCCGCAUUGGCGAGAUCUACCAGCCUGGCGCUCAAUGCACUAUCAUCUCAGAUGGCGUUGUCUACAACGACCUGUUGAGCAUUCCUGAUCGUGACACCUGGGCCUACGGACAGGCUCUUCGAGAGUUAGCUUCUAAGAAAGGGUUGCAGCACAUAUCCUUUUCCAGGAUCCGAGACUUGGUCGACCUUCCUCUGCCAGCUGAGAUGCAUGAGAUUGCCUAUGUCGCCAAUGCGACUAAUUUCCGCCGAGCCCUUCUCAACCGCUUCGGUAAAGAUGAUAUCGACAUUGACAAAGAGAUUGAGAAAGACCCUGACACCAAGAUGACUUACCUUGGAUAUCGGCGGUUCCUUGAAUCUGAUCUGAAGCAUAUCUUUCCGGUUGGCAAUGGACGAACAGCAAAUGCAUAUCGCAGAGAUGUGAGGUAUCUUGCGAAACAAAUGUUGAUCCGAGGUUACGCCUUUGCUGCUGCUGUCAAGCACAGCUUCCCUUACCACCUGCGACUGUCUAUUCACCAAUCUACUGGUGAGCACAAGAUAUCUAUGAGCUUGCUCAACACCAAGACGGGUUUCACUACACCGUGGCACUGUUGUAUUGCCCUGACAGCAAGAGGAGAAUGGACCAGUGCUCCAAAGGGAGAGUACCUGAAAGACCCAAAUAUGAAGAUUAUCCACGAGAAUGGUCGACCUAGCUACUUCCAAGAGAUUGUUGGCAGUAACAAGCCUCAUCAACAGGCUGAAACAGGGACCAGAGAGGUGAACAGCAGUGAGAGCCAAAGUAAUGCACCGCAUACUGAGCUUCAAGAGCCAGUCAACUUGUCCCUGACAGAGACAGAGAGAGAAAGGGUAGCUGCACUUGCAAGAUUCAUGAUGUCGGCCGACUUCAAGCAAAAUGACGAAAUGGUGAAGUCAGGUCAACCAGGUAUGGAUAAAGCCCUAGACUGCAACUCAAACGAGCUCAGCACAAUGGCAUGGCUCAAAGAGCUAAUAAAUGCCGUGGCCAGAGACACUGGAGGAUAUAACGAAAAGGUCACUGGUGUGAAUUAUCAAGAGAUACUAGUGAACGGCGCACACCAGCUUUCAAAUACCUAAAGCCAUUCAGGUCACAGCUGGGUCUGAUUUCUUCAGGUAGAAGGGUGAACUGAGAUAGAAGAUCAUGGCCG
Molecule: messenger RNA, 1840 nt
Organism: Fusarium odoratissimum NRRL 54006
Lineage: Eukaryota; Fungi; Ascomycota; Sordariomycetes; Hypocreales; Nectriaceae
Exons: 2
Coding region: 258-1769 (503 amino acids)
Source: RefSeq, a predicted model, not a curated record